Molecule: messenger RNA, 2932 nt
Organism: Syngnathoides biaculeatus (alligator pipefish)
Lineage: Eukaryota; Metazoa; Chordata; Actinopteri; Syngnathiformes; Syngnathidae
Gene: igsf5a
Product: immunoglobulin superfamily, member 5a
Exons: 10
Coding region: 1774-2826 (350 amino acids)
Biological process (GO): cell-cell adhesion
Source: RefSeq, a predicted model, not a curated record
CGAAGACGUCAAUCAAGUGCUUCGACGAGGCGCUCGUCUUUCUGGACAGCCAUCUGCUGUCGCUGGAGGGAUGGGGGGGGGGGGCUGAAAAUGUCGCGAAGUCUCCUCUCAACAUUGACGUAUUGUCUUGCAAGUAGUUUGGAAUGUUAAGGGUAGCAUGUUUGAGAUAUUUAGAUUAUUGUGACGAUAUCGCCGUGUGCAGUGGUUGCGGAUUGAGGCACGGGUGUGUAGUUUCGCAGCCAAGUCUUUUGUAUUAAGCUUGGGAAAAUGGCGACAGGAUAAUUGUGCUCUUGUGCGACACCAUCGCGGUGGACUGAGUGACCGCUUCCUCGUUGAGCAGCGCAAACAGCAAACAUGACUUUACUGGCGGUGCGAACUGCAUUCAUUAAAUCAGAUUUGACUUCGCCCUGAGGGUCUAUAAUCUGAAACGUGAUGAAUCACACCCCCCAGGUUUGAUAUGAUCUUUUAAAAUAAUUCCCCACCGGUAGUGAUCCAAGUUGGAUGACCUCGGGGACUUUUGGUAUAUCUUGGUGUGAAUGGGGGAAGACAAUUAAUUCGCUAUAUCGUCACAUUUCAGUUGCAUUGGAGAGCGCACGUAACAAUUUGUUAGGUUUUUUUUUUUUUUGCAUUCUAACAGUCUAUGUCACAUUUUACAGUCAGCAAAUUUCAUUACCGUUCACAAUUCUUUAUUUUAAAAAAGAUGGAUUUGGGACAUAAUUUGAAUGAGUAAUUAAUCAUCAUCAGUGAGUGCACCAUAAAUACUGAAAACAAAUAUUAUUAAGUGGAGACUACUGUACCUCUUGAAUUCUCAAAUAAAAGAUAAUAAUAUUUAUUGUCACGCCAACUGGACCAAAGGUGCGUUGACCCUUAGAAAUGUAUCUGUCAGACUUGUAGUAUAUGACAAUUCACAAAUUUCUUUUCAGACACCAUGUACGAGAAUCAAAACCUGCCAUUGACUAAGAUGCAAUUUGGACGCUUAUCAGAUAAACCUUUAACUUAUUAUCAGCGGUGCUGUUUGUCCACUACACCCCACCAGAUAGGGUUAAGUUGGCGAUUGUUGACGUAUAUGAAGGAGGAACUCGAGGUUGGUGGUGGACUGCACGUAAGUCUCAGAUAACAGCGCUGGUGUUGUGGUGCGUGACAGCCGCCCUCGGUCACAGCUGGAGCCAUUUGGUGUCCUUUCCCGCUUUUCCCCGUAUGAAGUCAGCAGGCGUGCGAAAACAGGCCGCAGCUGAAGCUCAAGCGAGGUUUUCUGACCUCUUAGUUACAAGUAUUAGGGACACUUGCAAAAUAGAAUGUUUUUCCAUUUAUUCCAUUAGGACAGCACAGCGGAUUGGGUUAGCAAAUCUUCACGAUUCUAAGGUUCUGCAUUUGAAUCCCUGCAUGGAGUUUGACUGUUUUCUCUCCUAGUACUGCGGCUUCCCCCCACGUUCGGAAACAUGCGUGCAGUGUUGCACUACAUCGUUAUUUAAAAUUCGGCACUUCAACGUUGCAUAAAACGGACUCAUAGUAUAGAGUUCGGCUCUUGGGACCCCCCGUGACCUCACCUAUCUCAUCUGGAAAUGCCGUCCUCACGCCCACAGUACGACGGCAGCAAAGGACUAUGGUUGUCAACAGCGACGACAGCAAAAUAAAGGGCGGGUAUCAAUGGCCAGUGGACCUUGUUCCCAGCAGGAGAUUUGCGGCUGCGUGCUCACCUGCUGGUGUUUCAGGAAGUGAAGCUCAAGUCGAUGAUGCACUCCAGUGGGACUGCUCACAAGGUUGAAUAGAAAAAUGGACAUUGAUUCGUGGGUCUGGCUAAUGCUAUGUGCAACUGGAGUGAUCGGACAAUUCCAAAUGGAGCCUCUUGAUUUCACAGUUCUGAAAGGCUCAGAUGCACAAUUCAACGCCACUGUGCAAGGAAAAUGGGAGGUCAUGACUUGGAGUGUGCGAGGUUUGCUGGUCCUCACCGUUCCCAGGAUUGGUGACAUAUCCUCGUCCUCGGAUCGGUUUUCUGCCUCCUUCUGUUCCGUUGACGACACCAGCUGUGUGGCCUUCACCAUCCACAACACUUCCCGGAAGGAGGCUGGGAUGGUCGUCUGCACUGUACAGGGAGACUAUGGAUCGAAGUCAGCAGUGCUACAUGUUGAAGAGAGUGGUACAGUCCAAAUCAAAGAAGGUGAUUUAAAGGUGGUCCAAGAUGAGGAGGUGGAGCUCAACUGUCUGACCUUCGCUUGGUUUCCACACCCUGUGGUCAGCUGGAACCUGAAUGGUGGCAGUGUGGAUAGCAGCUUUUACAAUAGCACUCAUGCGGCUCAUGGAGAUUCCUUCAACUCCUCCAGUGUGCUGAAGUUUCGUGCUGUCAAAAACUCUACGGUGGCAUGUUUGGCGAUGCUGCAAACACUAACAAACCCACUAUCCAGCUCUGUCCACUUAGUAGUUGUGCCCAGGCCUCCAGACUGGACCAUCCUGAUAGCUGUAGUUUGCUCCUUUGGAGGGUUUGCUCUGGUUGUGUUACUCAUCUAUGGGCUAAUCUUUUGCUACAAACGGAGGAAAGAAAAAGAACCCAACUACCAUGAUGAAAUGACUAAAAGAGUGAGGACACAGAGCCAGUUGAGUGGACUGAGACCACCUGGACAGAAACAAGGUCGAGUCAAUGCAGAUUACGUGACAGAUGGUCAAACAACUAUUGCUCCAAAUGACCUGACAGACAGUAGUUAUUGCCAACCAACUCGCUCAAGUUUUUUUGAGAUGCCUGAUCCUGUUAAUUCUCACCAUGACUCCCAGAUUUCCCACAUCUACGCAAAUGAAGGCUUGAGAAAACAUCGACAUGCCACUACUGUAUAAGAAGACAUCAGACCUCUCACCCAUGAGACAUUAAAAAAAAGGUUGAGGCUGUUGAAAGCGGAGCUUUCGGGAGGCUUUUACAAUACUCUCACUUAUAUACUGUAUG